AUGGAGGACCAUGUCACAGAAAUAAGCAUGUUUUCUUCUGACCUAACAGAUGGAAGGACUGAAGGAGAUAAAUGUUCAGUUCCGGUUAAAACACUUGACCAAAGCCUUCUUUGUAAAGUUUGUUCUGAUUCAAGCAGCGGUAAACAUUAUGGCAUCUACGCAUGUAAUGGCUGCAGUGGUUUCUUUAAACGCAGUGUGAGACGGAGACUCAUCUACAGAUGUCAGGCUGGGACUGGAAGGUGCCCUGUGGACAAAGCUCAUCGGAACCAGUGCCAAGCUUGUAGGCUGAAGAAGUGUCUCCAAGCUGGAAUGAACAAAGAUGUAAUUUGUCAUUACCUUGUAUUUUUGGCAGCUGUACAAAAUGAGCGACAGCCCCGAAGCUCAGCACAUGUCAGUCUAGACUCCAUACAUUUGAACACUAAAAAGGAGCAUCUAGCCACUACACGGGAGCUCACCUGUCCCACCACCUACUCAUCAGUCAUCUGUAGACCUCUGGUCACUUCCUCUGUCACUACUUCAGCCUCCAUUCAGCCAUGCAGCAACCCCAACAACAAUCAUCGCUUCAUGGUCAGCCUGCUGACUGCAGAGACCGGUGCAAAGCUGGAGCCUGAAGAUGUGGAGGAGAAUAUUGACGUCACAACCAAUGAUUCAGGAAGAGAUCAAACUCCUUCUGACCACCAUGUGCCCCCAUAUACCUCCCGCUGUUCAGAGAGUAUAUAUGAAACAUCAGCCAGACUCCUCUUCAUGUCUGUCAAGUGGGCAAAAAAUCUGCCUGUUUUUGCUCACCUGCCAUUUCGGGACCAGGUGAUUCUCCUGGAAGAAGCUUGGAGUGAGAUGUUCCUGUUGUGUGCCAUCCAGUGGUCCCUCCCCCUAGACAGCUGUCCUCUUCUGUCUCCACCAGAGUUUUCUCCAAAACCACAGGGUAAGAUCAGCCUCCCCACGGCUGACCAUCGCAUCCUGGAAGAGGUCUUCAACCGCUUUAAAUCGCUGGCUGUUGACCCCACUGAGUUUGCCUGUCUGAAAGCCAUUGUCUUGUUCAAACCAGAGACACGCAGCCUCAAAGACCCAGAGCAGGUGGAGAAUCUGCAGGAUCAGUCCCAGAUGUUACUAGGCCAGCACAUCCACUCGGUGUACCCCACCCAGAGUGCCAGGUUUGGGAGGCUGUUACUCCUGCUACCAUCCCUCCACUUUGUGCGCCCUGAGAAAAUAGAGCAGCUAUUCUUUCAAAAGACCAUUGGCAGCACACCUAUGGAGAAGCUGCUGUGUGACAUAUUCAAAAACUAA
Molecule: messenger RNA, 1284 nt
Organism: Cheilinus undulatus (humphead wrasse)
Lineage: Eukaryota; Metazoa; Chordata; Actinopteri; Labriformes; Labridae
Gene: nr2e3
Product: nuclear receptor subfamily 2, group E, member 3
Exons: 8
Coding region: 1-1284 (427 amino acids)
Biological process (GO): positive regulation of transcription by RNA polymerase II; cell differentiation; negative regulation of transcription by RNA polymerase II
Molecular function (GO): nuclear receptor activity; RNA polymerase II cis-regulatory region sequence-specific DNA binding; zinc ion binding
Source: RefSeq, a predicted model, not a curated record